AUGCCUACCAAAGAAUAUGAGAGGAAACGUAACAGUGCAUAUAGACAGAGGAAAAAGAAGUUAGUUCAGAACAAAGAAAAUGAUAAUGCAAAAGCAUAUAGUGUCGCAGAUAUGCAAACCAAAGAAUAUGAGAGGAAACGUCAAGCUGCAUAUAGACAAAAGAAAAAGCAGUUAGUUCAGAUCAAAGAAAAUGAUAAUGCAAAAGCAUAUAGUGUCAAAGAUAUGCGUGUCGAAGAUAUGAAGAGCAAAGACUGUGAGAGGAAACGUAUAAGUGCAUAUAGACAGAAGAAAAAGCAGUUAGCUCAGAACAAAGAAAAUAAUAAUGCAAAAGCAUAUAGUGUCAAAGAUAUGCGUGUUGAAGAUAUACAAACCAAAGAAUAUGUGAGGAAACGUAAAAGUGCAUAUAGACAGAAGAAAAGGCAGUUAGUUCAGAACAAAGAAAAUGAUAAUGCGAAAGCAUAUAGUGUCGAAGAUAUGCAAACCAAAGAAUAUGAGAGGAAACGUCAAGCUGCAUAUAGACAGAAAACAAAGCAGUUAGUUCAGAACAAAGAAAAUGAUAAUGCAAAAGCAUAUAGUGUCGAAGAUAUGCAAACCAAAGAAUAUGAGAGGAAACGUCAAGCUGCAUAUAGACAAAAGAAAAAGCAGUUAGUUCAGAACAAAGAAAAUGAUAAUGCAAAAGCAUAUAGUGUCGAAGAUAUGCAAGCCGAAGAAUGUGAGAGGAAACGUCACGCCGCAUAUAGACAGAAGAAAAAGCAGUUAGUUCAGAACAAAGAAAACGAUAAAGCAAAAGCAUGCAGUGCCGCAGAUAUGCAAACCAAAGAAUAUGAGAGGAAACGUAAAAGUGGAUAUAGACAGAAGAAAAAGCAGUCAGUUCAGAUCAAAGAAAAUGAUGAUGCAAAAGUAUAG
Molecule: messenger RNA, 906 nt
Organism: Mercenaria mercenaria
Lineage: Eukaryota; Metazoa; Mollusca; Bivalvia; Venerida; Veneridae
Product: myb-like protein X
Exons: 1
Coding region: 1-906 (301 amino acids)
Source: RefSeq, a predicted model, not a curated record